Messenger RNA from Colossoma macropomum (tambaqui), 1538 nucleotides. Its product is annotated as transmembrane protein 238-like. The transcript has 3 exons. The record is from RefSeq and is a predicted model, not a curated record. The coding region runs from base 147 to 692 and encodes 181 amino acids. NCBI's taxonomy places the organism in Eukaryota, Metazoa, Chordata, Actinopteri, Characiformes, Serrasalmidae.
UUAAUGCAAAACACCAGCAUCCAGGGCCUGUUCUAUUCUAACAUGAGACUUUGGGAGGACAAGACUAGGUGAAAUUGGGCGUGUCUUCAGUGGGAGUGUCUAAAAGUCUCUCGCGCGGGUCGCGGCGCCACUCGGAGCUCCUCAACAUGGACCUGAGCUUCAUAGGCGGCUGCUUGCCGCUCUUCGUUCUGGCCAUAGUCUUCGACCUGGUGGGCUUCAUCGUUCUCUUAGUGGGGAUCUUCGCGAAUCUGCAGGUGGACGGCAGGUUUUACGGCGACUUUCUGAUCCACACCGGCGCUAUCAUCGUCUUCUGCAGCCUGGCCUGGUGGCUGAUGUGGUACGUGGGCAACAUUAAGGUGGCCAAGGAGGGCGUGAGGAGAGGCAGAGCGAGUACCGCUCACAGCUUUAAACAGCUGGCCAGAAAGUUGACCGAGAGGAUUUCCAAAAGCCAGAGGAAAGACGAGGAGCAGAGUGUGAUGAAAACGAUUGGGGAAAGAGGAGGAGGAGGAGGAGGAGGAGAGGGUGAUGUCGGACAGAAAGCUGCCUCACUGCACCACGCAGGCUCGAAGGUAACGUGGGGCAAAUCUACCUGUUACCACAACCAAGGCUACGAGGAGGACAAGGACGAGAAAAACUCUGUGGAAGAGAAAAAGUCUGAUCUACAGACGGCUAACAUGGAGAACCUGCUGUGAGAGUGGGUUACGUGUUUAUGGAAGAGUCUCUCAGCGGAUGCAUCUCUGGACUGAUGAGAUUUUAUGCCGAGAUUUACAAUGUUUGUAUAAAAUGGUGCAAUUCCAUUCAUUUUAUUUGAAUUUGUUUCAUUUCAGUCUCUGUAAAAAGUGCAAUAUACAGUGUGGCUAGAGGAAGCUUCAUAAGAUGGAAAAGCAUCCAUUUUUCUGAACUGUAUAUUUAUUUUAGUGGGAGCAUUAAGUCCCUAAAUUUUCAUGUUUAGUUUGUAAGACUGACACUACUUUGUUUGAACUUUCAAAGAAUGGUUCAGUGAUCAGUGGUUUUCAACGUACCCCAGAUGUAGUCGAUCAGUCAAGACAUGUUGGGGUCCAGAUUUUGCUUCUUUAGUUUAGCACUUGAGCUAUGAGGCUACCCUUGCUAACAAACAGUAGAAGUCAAUAGUCACCCAAACCUUUUGAGAUAAUCUUUUGAGUUGAGAGAAGUUUCGGAGAUGUAUUUACAAGAAAGAUUUGGGAUCUAGUGUUUGUUAGCAAUGUUAGCCUCUUAGCUCCAGUGCUAAACUAAUAAAGCAAAAAUUGGACACCAAACAUGUCUUGGCUAGUCAGCUACAUCUGGGAUACGUGGUAGAUUGUGUAAAUUAGAUUACUUUAACCACAACCUCAACCUAAAACCUAAACCCAACACUAGCAUUCACUCUAAACUUCAUCACAAAACCCAACCCUAACCUUGUUGAUAAUAGUAGUUACACCAGCAAGUUUGUUAACAGUUUGCACAUUCAAGUAGCUACAAGGAACCACCAAAAUAAGCAUAUGAGAAUUUGUAACCUAAUUAUUUGUUUGUUUGUUUGU